AUGGCAAAGACUCACCUGGUCAAGAGAUCCGUCAGAUGUGGUGCUGGUUGGUCUGAGUUCAAUCGCCGCUGUUUCUACUACAUUCCGAAACCUUUGUCUUGGGCUAAAGCUGAGAAAAACUGUAUGUCCCUGGGAGGUCACCUUGCAUCGGUUCACAACUUCAUGGAGUACCACGAGCUUCAGAGGCUCAUACUGAGUGCUAGUCAUGAGUACAAAGAAACCUGGAUUGGUGGCACUGAUGCACAGGAGGAGAACCAAUGGUUUUGGAGUGAUGGCACCACUUUCCACUAUACCAAGUGGUGUUCUGGAGAGCCCAAUAACUCAGGAGGUCGCCAGCACUGCUUGAGAAUGAAUCAUGGAGGUGAAAAGUGUUGGGAUGACUUUGGGUGCUAUGCUCAAAAACCUUCUGUCUGUACCAAGAACAUGUGA
This is a messenger RNA of Archocentrus centrarchus (flier cichlid), 429 nucleotides long. Its product is annotated as ladderlectin-like. Lineage: Eukaryota; Metazoa; Chordata; Actinopteri; Cichliformes; Cichlidae. The record is from RefSeq and is a predicted model, not a curated record. Bases 1 to 429 code for a protein of 142 amino acids. The transcript is spliced from 5 exons.